Messenger RNA from Coregonus sp. 'balchen', 10049 nucleotides. The record is from the annotation of a GenBank genome assembly. NCBI's taxonomy places the organism in Eukaryota, Metazoa, Chordata, Actinopteri, Salmoniformes, Salmonidae.
AUGGUGGACGGGGUGGUGGUGGCUGGCAGUAGUGAAUGGACGAAAGUAGUUAAAGAGCGAUGAGGCUUGUUCUCUCCCUAAUUGAGAAUCAAUAGGUAAGCCUAGGUGGUGGCAAUUGUUGGUUGUUUUUCUCUUCUUUUCAUUGGGUCAAAGCUUGUGUUCCAAAUGGCACCCUAUUCCCUAUAUGUUGCCUUUAUGGUCCCUUUAAUUCACUAUAAAGGGAAUAGGGUGCCAUUUGGGAUGUAGCCAAAGUGAACUGGCAGCCCACCCUGCCCUGGUUUUGAAAGCUCUCAAAUAGCACACUAAGAGCUAGUCAAGUGGGUUUCGUUUAUACUAACAAGGGUGAUGUCGCAGCAAGACAGGAUCUAGGCCCAGUUCUCUUACCACCAUUUACUGUCCUCUCCUGUCUCCCUCAUCUUCUGUUCCCUAUUUGCCAACAGCAGGGUGUGAGCAGGAGCACUAGCAAUAAAGCCUGUCUUUGUGUUUCCUAAUUGACUACAAGGAACAGGGAAAUUACGCAUUACGCUACCACUAGAGACGAAGACAUUGGUUGAGUCCCAAAUGGUACCCUAUUCCCUAUCUGGUCAAAAGUAGUGCACUAUAGGGAAUAGUGUACCAUUUGGGACUCAUCAAUACUCUUUUAAAGAUAUCCAAGGCAAAUGCUUUUUUAUUGACAUUCAAGGCAAACGGUAGCUUUGAACAUGGCAGUUAGUGCUGAGCGAUUAGUGCUUUUUGAGGUUGGUUCGAUUAUAAAAAAAGUAAUCACGGUUUUCAAUUUCAGUAUAAUUUUUUUUGGGACAUUAAAUGCACUAUGGAUUAUUUACAUUUACAUUUUUACAUUUUAAUCAUUUAGCACACGCUCUUAUCCAGUGACUUACAGUUAGUGAGUGCAUACAUUAUGUGGGUUGAAUGAUGUAACAACAGAAUAAAACAAUGAAUCAAAGUCCCAUGAAGGUAGUGACUACCCAUUACUGCUUAUUAACCAUGAUUUAUUCACAUUACUUUAUUAUUUCAUUACAAGUCAUCAUCUCAUCUCUAUGCUAUGCUGUCUGACAAAAUCAAAAUAUAGUAGUUCUUCAAAGUAAAUAAGGCAUACUUUUAUGACUGCAGAAUAACAACUAUCAAUCACUUAGAUUAUGUAUUUUCAGGGAGGGAUACCUCGCGAAGCAACUGCUCUCUAUCCCUCUCCAUCGUGCCUUCUCUAUUCUUUUCGUAUCCGUGUCUGCUCCACACAGAACGGACAAGUAGGCAGACGCACAAUGGAUUAUGGUCAUUGUAGUUGAUAACCAUGUUUUCGGCGCUAAACUAUGUAGAAUAUUGGCCUGUUGGAAACUACUACAUCGCACAGUUCGGGCUUGAUCUGAUUUAUCGCUACAGAAACUGCUCAUCAAGCUCACAGAAACAAAAAUAACAAAAUGGAAUUCAAAUAAUUGAACUGACGUCGGUCAAUGAGUUGUUUAAAAAACGAAAAAUAACUGACAUUUCGGUUAAUCGCUCAGCACUAAUGGCAAUAGCUUUUAACGUUGCUCGCUUGGUUAGGCUAUGCUUUCUAUGCACACUGCUGUCAUAAAAUCCUGUUAUUUGCAGUGAUGCUAAUUCAGAAAGAUGGCACGCUGCAGGGUUCUGACCGUCUCACCCCAACCCACUCUCCCUCUCUCCCCUACUUCCCUCUCUCUCCUUGUCUUCCUCCUCUCUUCUCUACUCUUUCCUCCCCCUCUUCACCCCACCCCCACCUCUCUUUUGACUCUCCCCUCUCACUGUCUCGCCGCUUCUACCUCCACCCUCUCUCCCUGCCUCCCUCUCUCUCUUCCUUCCCCUCUCUCCCUGCCUCCCCUACCCCCUCUCCCCCAGCUCCUGGGCCUGUGUGUGCUGUGCGUGGGGGUGUACGCGGAGGUGGAACGCCAGAAUAACCGUACCCUGGCGGGGGUGUUCCUGGCCCCUGCUGUGGUGCUCAUCCUGCUGGGCCUGGUGAUGUUCACCGUCUCCCUGGUGGGCAUGGUGGGGUCCCUCAGGGACAACAAGACCCUGCUACACAUGGUGAGAGUGGGGAGGGAUGGAGCGGUGGGGAGACCCUGCUACACAUGGUGAGAGAGGGGAGGGAUGGAGCGGUGGGGAGAGGAGACCCUGCUACACAUGGUGAGAGAGGGGAGGGAUGGAGCGGUGGGGAGAGGAGACCCUGCUACACAUGGUGAGAGAGGGGAGGGAUGGAGCGGUGGGGAGAGGAGACCCUGCUACACAUGGUGAGAGGGGGGCGGGAGGAGGAAUGGAGAGGGAGAUGAGAGAGGGAGGAAAGGAGGCAGGGGGAAGGUAUGGAGGAGGAAGCACAUGGUGAGAGAGUAAAGGGAUGGGGAUGGAGGGGUAGAGAAGGGAGGAAAGGAGGGCGAGAGGGGGAGGAAAUGGUGGAGAAGAGUAGGGAUAGAGACAUAGGGAGGAGAAGAACCCCCUCACAUAGAGCGGGGUGGGAGAAAGGGAUGGAGAAGUUGAGGGGGUAGGGAGGGAGGAGGGGACUGACUGGGGGUAUGUCAGUAAGCCGUCAGUAAGCCUGAGGACGGUUGCCUAUCUCAGCCCAGCAAGCCACCUGCAGGCCAGUUUGUUCUCAAUCAAUUAUCUCUCCCUCCAAACUGGGAUAUACUCUCUGGUUUGUGUCAUGCUAAGUUCAUUCUAAGUACCCCCCCCCCCCCCUCUCUCUUCCGCUCUCUCUCCCCCCUUCCCCUCACGUCCUCUCUCGCUCACUAUUCAAUUCAAAGGGCUUUAUUGGCAUGGGAAACAUGCCAAAGCAAAUGGAAUAGACAAUAACCAAAAGGGAAUGAAAGAAGGGAAAUGAACAUCUCUUUUUCUCUCUCUCCUCUCCACCAGUUCUUGUGUGUUCUGUGUGUCCUACUGUUCCUGCAGACUGUGGCUCUCAUCGUUGCACUCAUCUUUGAGAAGAAGGUCAGUUCUCUAAUCUCUGGCACCUACACACAUGCAUGCACACACACAUACUUCAUAUGUAACAUGAUACAGCAGUGUCCCCUCUGGCAUAGCCUCCAGCCACGAUAAGAUCACAUCACAGCAGCAUUCAAUGUGAUGGAGGAUGACUUUCAUCGCUCAUCAUCCCCACCCCUCUCUCUCUACUCUUCCUCCUCUCUCUCUCUCUCCCUGUAGACAUCAGCCUUGUUCCAAAGCAGCAUACGAGAGGGAAUUAAACACUAUUACGAUGAUCUGGACUUCAAAAACAUCUUGGACUUUGUGCAACAGAAGGUAAGAUUUGUAAGUCGCUCUGGAUAAGAGCGUCUGCUAAAUGACGUACAUGUAAGAGAGGACUCGCUUUUCAUUAACAGAAGCAACAGACAGGAAAUAGUGACGUGGGUCUGGAUGUGUGUGUGUGUAUUGAAUGUAGGAUACACUGAGAUGGAUAGAGUAUGAUUGAUGACUGAAAAAACAACAGACUGAAGCCUGUCAUUAUUAAAUCCUCCCCCACUACACACACACAAACACGCUAGCUUUUGAGAGGUUGGCUAAUUUAGUAUUUUAUCUCUGCCAUUCAUCCUGGUUAAUUAAUCAGACGACAUUAUAAGCCUCACUGCUGCAGGCAUUCAGUUCUUUCAUUUUCCAUCAUUGUUCACACCUCUCAAAGCUUUCAUUUCCGUCUUUGUAACAAAUGGCACACACGAUUCCCUACAUAGUCUGCUACUUUUGACAGAGCCCUAUGAGGCCUGGUCAAAAGUAGUACUCUAUAUAGGGAAUAGGGUGCCAUUUGGGGAACAUUUGUUGUCAUUUGUACUGCUAUUAGGGUGCCUCUAUCUCAAUCACCAGCGGAGUACCAAGCUGUUGAGCUUCACAAAGAGAACAAAUACAAUAACAUUUACAUUUUAGUCAUUUAGCAGACGCUCUUAUCCAGAGCGACUUACAGUUAGUGAGUGCAUGCAUUUUUCAUACUGAAUAACAAGCUGCUGCUGCCACUAUAAUGAUACCAAAAUAUACCAAAAGCGUUGACCUGCUGUCGUUGCUCUACGUUGUCCCAGGGCUGCUAUCAACAUGCUAGGUUAUCCAUCUGAUUUCCUACAGCCAGGAGUUUUUAUUUGAGUGUCAGAAAGUCCUGGUUUACCUGGGCCCUCUCUGGCAAUCUCCACAUCGAUAUCCAUUUGCUGGGGGAAAUGGGUGUGAGAUUAAAGUCAAUGAAUGAAGCCAGCCCUGCCCUGGGUUGAAGGGAUAAGAAUGGGUGCUUCCCAAAUGGCUAUUAUCUACAGUGAGGGGAAAAAAGUAUUUGAUCCCCUGCUGAUUUUGUACGUUUGCCCACUGACAAAGAAAUUAUCCGUCUAUAAUUUUAAUGGUAGGUUUAUUUGAACAGUGAGAGACAGAAUAACAACAAAAAAAAUCCAGAAAAACGCAUGUAAGAAAUGUUAUAAAUUGAUUAGCAUUUUAAUGAGGGAAAUAAGUAUUUGACCCCCUCUCAAUCAGAAAGAUUUCUGGCUCCCAGGUGUCUUUUAUACAGGUAACGAGCUGAGAUUAGGAGCACACUCUUAAAGGGAGUGCUUCUAAUCUCAGCUUGUUACCUGUAUAAAAGACACCUGUCCACAGAAGCAAUCAAUCAAUCAGAUUCCAAACUCUCCACCAUGGCCAAGACCAAAGAGCUCUCCAAUGAUGUCAGGGACAAGAUUGUAGACCUACACAAGGCUGGAAUGGGCUACAAGACCAUCGCCAAGCAGCUUGGUGAGAAGGUGACAACAGUUGGUGCGAUUUCUCGCAAAUGGAAGAAACACAAAAUAACUGUCAAUCUCCCUCGGCCUGGGGCUCCAUGCAAGAUCUCACCUCGUGGAGUUGCAAUGAUCAUGAGAACGGUGAGGAAUCAGCCCAGAACUACACGGGAGGAUCUUGUCAAUGAUCUCAAGGCAGCUGGGACCAUAGUCACCAAGAAAACAAUUGGUAACACACUACGCCGUGAAGGACUGAUAUCCUGCAGCGCCCGCAAGGUCCCCCUGCUCAAGAAAGCACAUAAUGUCCUCAGGGAUCCAGUCCAAGGUGACAGGGGAGGUUCUGACCUGAGCAGGGAAGCAGUCACUCACUGGGAUUGUUUUCUCUGACUUCAUUAAGAUACAUGCUGCCUGUGUUUGGUGCUGUUUUAAGAUUGAUGUACCAGUUAACUUUAUCCUCUGAUUUAAACUAACUCUCUCUCUCUCUCUCUCUCUCUCUCUCUCUCUCUCUCUCUCUCUCUCUCUCUCUCUCUCUCUCUCUCUCUCUCUCUCUCUCACACAUUCUCUCUCUCUCUCUAUCUCUCUCACAUUCUCUCUCUCGGUUUCUCUUUCUCUCUCCCCCUCUUUCUGUAUCUAUCUCUUUCUCUCUGUUUCUUUUCCUCCCCAGUUCUCUUGUUGUGGUGGGGACGAGUACAAGGACUGGGGUGUCAAUCAAUACCAUUUCUGCAAUGGCACCGGGCCACUGGCCUGUGGCGUUCCUUAUACAUGUUGUGUCCGCCGCAAGGUGAAUGCUAUCAUCAACACGCACGCACACACUCAGUUGAUUUUUUAAAGCUCCGCUGGCACCAUGCUCCAGCUCCUCUGCCUGUCACCUGUUACCUAGACCGUCUCGUGUGUGUGUGUGUGUCAGGUAGGAACUGAUAACACAUCAACCUUAGCCAAUAUUAUACCUGCCCUCCCUAUCAUCUGCUCACAUCUCUGGGGAGACAUGUCUCUGUGGAUCUCAUUUAGUGCUCCUCCAGACACACACAAAACACUGAGCCUUGCAGGGGUAGUGAGAAGCAUCAGUGACCUGUAGCAAUAAGGGAUCUUCAUUUCAUUUAAACGAAGAUCAGUUCUGGGAAACUGAAGAAGUCUCUAAACCCCAAAUCAAUACUCUACUCUUUAAAUCAUACACUAAGACCCUGUUAUUUGUAAAGGUGAUCUUCACACCCAGAUGAAAUGGGGGUGAAUGUCAUUCUGCCACACAGAAUCACAUACCCAUCAGGGAGACCUUUCCUUGUGCUUUGAUGAGUAAGUUAACCAUGUCCUAGCUCCAACAACGUCUACUGUUCAUCUUUGGUGUUUGCGUGCACAGGUCAGAUAUUGUGAGAGACAGAGUAAGAAAGAAAGCCAAUCAGACCUCUAGCCAUGAGUUGAGUGAGUGACUGGAGGGAUCCAUGUUCUGCUCUCAGUACAGCCCUUCUCCACCUGCCUCAUGCUGCAUUACUAGGCAAUUAACGCUGGUUGAAUUGGUUACAGUGAAAUGUGUAGAGUCACUCAGGCACAGGAAGAGACCCCGAGGCCUUGGCGUCAGUUGAGGGAGUGGGAGCUAAUUAAAUCAAUUUACUGAACUCAUGAUUCAUUUUCUCGCUCCCUGUCUAACACACCCUCUUGCUCUCUCUCUCUCUGUUUCUCUCUCACUCCGUCUUUCUCUCUCUCUCUGCCUUGUCUGUUUGUCUUUCUGCUCUCUCUGUCUCUCGUCUUUCCCUCUUCCUCUGGUCUGUACCCACGCAGGGCAACUCCACAGCACCACCAAGCUAUAAACACUGAUUAGGGAAUGUCCAGCUCUCUGCCAUGUACUCCACAACGUGUGUGUGUGUGUGUGUGUGUCGGUGUCCUGCGUGCAUAAAUGUACUUUUAACAACAAGCAUACUUACUUGACUUCAAAAAAACAAAAUGAAUAAAUGUCCGUUCUUUGCACAUGACUUCAUAAUCGUAUUCUCUUCCUUUCACGUUUUUCCCAGGUGGGAGAGGUUGUCAACACUCUUUGUGGUUACAAGACUCUCAGCCAGCAGGUAAGGGGAAGAUAAGUGAUAUCCCAGUCCUAAUAGGCUGUGAAAUCUUUACCCCCUCCAUUUCCCCUCAGUGUGCUGCUUGUUUGUUGGCCUUCAUUAGUCUGUGGAGCUUGUCAUUCUGCACAGAGACAGAAGCUAUGUUUCAAAUGGCACCAUAUUCCAUAUAUGGUGCACUACUUUUGACCAGGGCCUGCAUAGGUUGUGCACUAUAUAGGGAAUAGGGUACCAUUUGGGAUGCAACACGGAAAAGAGCAGCAGCAGGAGAAUUGACUUUCAUGGCCCCAAAAUGUUUGUUCUCUAGCUGCUGCAUGCGGUAAAUAAGGUAAUUGGGUAUCACUGUAUUAUGGCUGCUGGUAUUGGAAUAUUGAUUCAGCUGUCUCUGUUUUCUGUCUUUGAGCUGUUCUUCAACAUAUUUUCUUUGAUACAGUUUUUUUUGGGGGAAUAGUUUAACAGAUUUUUAAAGGCAAAGUAUUAGUUUGACGUAAUAUAAUGUAUUUUCCCACUGUUUUUCUAUUAAUGUUAGCAUUGUAGUGCCUCAUCAUUGUGAAAUGACUGUCUUUGUUUUUGCCUUAAUGCGAUGUAUACAAACUGAAUUACAAUCAGUCAAAUGCAUUUCAUGUAGUCUCUCUCUCUUCCUCCCUCUCUCAUUCAUUCUGCCGGUCUCCUUUCUUUCUCUGUCAGCGUGAGCUCCUGGAUGAGGUGAUCCAUGUGCGAGGCUGUAUCCAUGCUGUCAACCUGUGGAUGGGUGACAACGUGGGAGCAACUAUCGGGCUAUGCUGUGCUAUAGGUCUGCCACAGGUCAGUCACAGACUCACACACUCGCUUGCGCCAGGUGAGAGAGUGUGUGGUGUGUAUUUAUUCACUCAGUCUUUCAUUUUUUACAUUUUAGUCAUUUAGCAGAUGCUCUUAUCCAGAGCAACUUACAUUAUUUUUUUAUUUUUCAUACUGGCCCCCCGUGGGAAUCGAACCCACAACCCUGGCGUUGCAAACGCCAUGCUCUACCAACUGAGCUGCAUCUCUGCCGGCCAUUCCCUCUCCUACCCUGGGCCAAUUGUGCGCCGCCCCAUGGGUCUCCCGGUCGCGGCCGGCUACGACAGAGCCUGGAUUCGAACCAGGAUCUCUAGUGGCACAGCCUUAGACCACUGCGCCACUCGGGAGACUAUCCCCGGGAGGUUUCUCCCAGCCCCAUUUGCAUUUUGAUUGCCUCCUAGCCAGUCUGUGUCUCUGUCCACUGCUUUAUUAGUAUUUUGUCUGCCUCACACACAGAACUAAACAAUGUCUGCGUUCCAAAUGGCACACUAUCCCCCUAUAUAGUGCACUACUUUUGACCAGGGCCCAUAGGGAAUAGGGUGCCAUUUGGAACACGCACAAUGUGAUGUGAAUGGUGUCUGUAGUAAGCACUCCCCCUGAUGUACAUUUGGGCUUAGCUAGGCAACCCUCUCCCUGCACUGUUGGCAACAUGGCCUAGCCUACAUGUAGCUUAGCCAGUUUACACUUCAUGAUACAGUACCUCUAACGUUAAUGCUUUCAUAACCAACAAGGAGCUGGAUGAUUUUAUUGUGUUCAACUCAAUUUGAAUAAAUCAGAGUUUUUUGUUUACUCUUAUUAUCUAUUCACUUUGAUUCAUUUUUAGUUCUAGUUUAGAGCGUUCGUCUGUCUGCCUCGCACUUCUUUUGUCUCCCCCACCCUAUCUCACUUCUUUUGUCUCCCCCACCCUAUCGCACUUCUUUUGUCUCCCCCACCCUAUCGCACUUCUUUUGUCUCCCCCACCCUAUCGCACUUCUUUUUACUUUUAUCCUCUCUCUAUUCCUGGCCUCCUGUGCUGUGAAAGUUUUGCAGCCAGACUUCUAUGCGAGCCCCCUUGGAGAUGUGUAAUUACACCAUACUGAUUCUGCAGCAGCUGCACUAUUAGAUGAUUAGCCUAAUCUUUGGGGAUGAGGUGCAAUACAGACAGUACACCAGGGUUCACUAGACCACAAACUGUCUGCAGAAAACGUUCUCAUACUGAAAAGGAAACUGAGGGUUCUUAUCAGGCAAGCUCAGCUGGGAACUAGUUAAUUUCAAAGCACUUGGGAAUGGACAGCUGCACACUCAAGUUGGCUUGCCCAGGCAUUGCCCACCUUGGGACCAAAGUAAGAUAUUACUUAAUUGAAAAGUUGGAUGUGUGUAUGCCUCUGCAACUUUUGUGGUGUCAGGUACAUACAAGCACAUUAAACACACACGACAGUGCAUUCUAUUUAAAUACAUAGUUACAUGGUCUAAACUGGUUUCUAUGCGGUGGUCCUUGAAUAUCCAUCUGGAAUAUUUCCCCCUGGCUGUGGGUACCAGUUCCUAUGGGCCCUGGUCAAAACUAUAUAGGGAAUAGGGUGUCAGAGUUCGAUCCCCAGCCGAGUCACACCAAAGACUGUAAAAAUGGGACCCAAUGAAUCUCUGCUUGGCACUCAGCAUUAUGGAGACAGAUUGGGGGUAAGGCCAUGCGAUAGCCUAGGGUCCUGUCCAGGAGGUGUACUUGUACAUCAAGCUGCCUCACGCUACAGAACCAGAAGAUAGGCUCCUGCAAGGCUACUUCCAUCUCUGCUGUGUACCCUGUCUCUCUCUCCAGCCUGCAGAGCUGUGGGUACUAGUCCCAGUGUCCGAGUCGAAAUGUAACUGGUCUCUCUGCUGUGUUCGCUGUGUGUCUCUCCAGCUGAUGGGCAUCGUGCUGAGCUGUAUGUUCUGGAACCUGCUGGUGGAGAUGAAUGAGUCCAUGGACAUGGUGGACUUCAAGAUCCUCAAGAGGGCUGGCUUCGACUACAGCGAGCUGGACCUGGCUGGUGCUGGCUGCUGCCUGUGUCUACCCAGAGAUGGAGGCUACCUCCCCCUGCCAGCCUUAAACCCCAUCUUGUCUGACCCUGACCUAAAGCCCAUCCCCAUCCGGGUCCAGCGGCCCCUGCCCGUCCAGGUCCAUAGGCCCCUGGCCCAAUCACUCCAAGACCUCCAGCUAUCUGGGCUUAGACUGGACGAGGUAGACAUUGGGCGUAAGCAGAAUAAGCAGAAAAGAAGGGAAUAUUGAUUUUUGAAUUUCCUCUGAGUUGUUUUGUUAUUGUUUCGGUCACUCUGUUUGUUGAAGGACAGGUUAGACCUGUUGCACUAUUUGGUGAUCAAACCAAUCAAUGGUCAUUCACUGACAGGAUUACAGGUUAUAAUGCCCACGUUCCUAGCUGACUACAUUGAAGACGCAUGCCAGAUCUCAAAACGCCUGCAUAGGUGUUGAACAUAUCAGCUAACCACAUUAUAUGAUAUAGCAAUCUGAUGCCUGACUGUGCAGUUGAUGACGUGA